GCUCAACAUAAAAAGAGGGGCUUCCCCUUCUUUCCUCUCAACAAAUCUCGAGAGACUAAAUCCUCGUCCCCCUCCUCUCCAUUCACCUUAGCACUCUCUUAUCUUUGUAACUCUCGGUCUUAGCAUGUGUGAAUUGGUCCUCUUCCCACUACCAUCUUCUUCUUUCUAGUUGAGAUUGUGUAUCAACAAUUAUUUAUUUGUAUUUAUAAAUUUUAUUUUAUUUUUAAAUGGUAGGAUUCAUAGUUAGAGAUCCAAAUCACGGAAGUAGUAUAAAUAGGUAGGUAGGUAAGGUACCUGAAAACUAAAGUCCUCCUACUUCACUAAUCUUAUACCCAGGAUCAUAGGCACUUCCUUUUUUAAGUUAUAAAACCCAAGGAAGGAUUCAACUUGUCUAGGUUCGGUGUACCUAACCCAAAGUCAGCUACCUAUAUAUUUCUCUCUUUUCCUUUGUUGUAUCGGUUUCAGUUGUGUGAUAUAUAGAUGACGAUGUUGGAAGAGCAAAAGGAUCAAUCCACUUUGGUGAACCCACAACUGUCGCCGCCAAAUUCAUAUGGCGCCGUCGUUCUUGGUGGCACCUUUGACCGCUUGCACGACGGCCACCGCCUCUUCCUCAAAUCAGCAGCGGAGAUUGCCAGGGAUCGAAUCGUGGUGGGUGUUUGUGAUGGUCCCAUGUUAUCCAAAAAACAGUUUGCUGAAUUGAUACAACCCACUGAAGAAAGGAUGCAUAAUGUUGAGAAUUACAUUAAGUCUAUCAAACCAAAGCUAGUAGUCCAAGUUGAACCUAUUACAGAUCCCUAUGGACCUUCAAUCAUUGAUGAACAUUUGGAGGCCAUUCUUGUCAGUAAGGAGACAUUACCAGGUGGAGUCUCCGUUAAUAAGAAAAGAGCUGAAAGAGGCCUUUCACAGUUAAAGAUUGAAGUUGUAGAUCUAGUUUCUGAAGGAUGUAGUGGAGGCAAGUUGAGUUCAACAACACUAAGGAAGCUUGAAGCUGAGAAAGCCAAAAACCAAGAGUCUGCCACAAGCCUGAUGGUAACAAGCUGAUAUCAUAUCAAUGGCUGCAAGAAAGGUGGUCAUAUUUCGAUGGUUUUUUUCUUUUUCUUUUUGUGAAACUCCAACAGCAAAAAUGUACAAGGACACCUGAAAUUUAAUAAAAUUAAGCAUGCAAGUUUCUUCUUAUUAAAA
Molecule: messenger RNA, 1182 nt
Organism: Gossypium raimondii (Peruvian cotton)
Lineage: Eukaryota; Viridiplantae; Streptophyta; Magnoliopsida; Malvales; Malvaceae
Product: phosphopantetheine adenylyltransferase
Exons: 6
Coding region: 481-1041 (186 amino acids)
Biological process (GO): coenzyme A biosynthetic process
Molecular function (GO): pantetheine-phosphate adenylyltransferase activity; dephospho-CoA kinase activity
Source: RefSeq, a predicted model, not a curated record